CGAACAAUCUCAAUUGCAGCCUAUAAUGUGGCCCUGUCUUUUUCUCUCUCUCUCUCUCUCUCCCCUAUCUAUGACACCCACCGGCUGCCGCUGUUUGAUGCUGUUCCUUAGUUUUGGGUUCUUCUACUCCGCCCCAAAUGCUAUUGUAGGAAGGGAAGACGAAGCAUCUAUCGAAGCAACUCAGUCCAACGAGUAUUCUAACGAUCCGUAUUAUUCAAUGAAAGCUUCAAUGCACUUAAUUUAUGGCUGCCUUUAAUCAAUAAUACACGAAACACUAUUUUCGGUUACUAUUAGUGUCGUUGCUUCUCGUCGGCUUUACCAUAUUGGGAUGAAACAAACAUUGAAGCAAAUAGAGAUGUUGUUGGCGAUGGGAGCAUCAUCCAACUAAAUAUAUCAUAUGCACUCAGUACAGUAAGCCCCUUUCCUCCCCUUCUUCUUCAUCCGACCUUGCUCUCUCACUAUGCUAGUUUCUUUCUCCGUAGCGAUAGAAUCUUACCUAGAAUCACUGAUGCACACAUAUAUACCGUCUCUCCGCUUAUAUUAUCCGUUAUUUACUGCUACAUAGUAAGUACUUAAUAAAUGCGUUGCAGAUCUCGGUCCUUGUUGUGCUCAUGAAACAUCAAUAUAUAUUAAGGAGCAAGAACAAAAGUAUAACGCGCGUGGUUGCCGAGUAACUUUAAAAUCACGUUAGUACUGAGUUUAUGGUGGAUCGCCAUGAUUAAAUAAAAA
Molecule: messenger RNA, 729 nt
Organism: Zychaea mexicana
Lineage: Eukaryota; Fungi; Mucoromycota; Mucoromycetes; Mucorales; Lichtheimiaceae
Exons: 1
Coding region: 26-256 (76 amino acids)
Source: RefSeq, a predicted model, not a curated record